Anarrhichthys ocellatus (wolf-eel) is the source of this 4784-nucleotide messenger RNA. RefSeq names its product serine/threonine-protein kinase DCLK1-like. Lineage: Eukaryota; Metazoa; Chordata; Actinopteri; Perciformes; Anarhichadidae. The record is from RefSeq and is a predicted model, not a curated record. The transcript has 16 exons. Bases 639 to 2894 code for a protein of 751 amino acids. Gene Ontology annotation, molecular function: ATP binding; protein kinase activity. Gene Ontology annotation, biological process: protein phosphorylation; intracellular signal transduction.
GUCACCUUGUGAGGGUAUUUUUAACACCUAAUUUCCUGCAGUGGAAUUUACAUUGUAUAUAUUAACGUUAGGUUUAGCCUACUUGGCUUUGAAUUGAACACUAACUGGCCAACGACAACGUUACAAAUUCAUUGAAUAUGGUAGAUUGGUAGCUUUAACCGUUUAAACGCUAUUCUGUCCUUGUGUGCUAAUUAGUGAAUGGCGAUAUGUGGAUCUGUUGUAUUAAUAUGUAACGUUAGCUAUAAGUAUCACAGGUAUGAGGUUAUGCCAAGCAGGUCAACGUGAAGGCGCACCAUGUAGCUAAACUAGCAUUGAUGUUUCAUGUUUUGUGCGCGAGGAGCGCUGACCCUCAAGAGGUCUGAUGUAAAUCACUGCGAUGGCAGAAUGGGAGAGGAGAGAAGGGGAGAGGAGGGGAGGGUGGAGGACACCGGCUACAGCCUUGCCUCCUCUUUGCAUGCGAACACACAGCGGAGAAGGCAGGCGAGCAGGAAGACAGCACCAUCACGGGGGCAACAAAGGGACGCAUGUUUAAUCUACAAGGCAUCAAAUGAACAAAUGAUUCAUUGAGAUUCAAGUUCUGCUUAUAGGAAGAAAAAAAACGCUUUACAUUUGUCCUGGCCUCAAAGCACUGCACAGACAUGGAGCUGGAGCACUUUGAUGAGCGGGACAAGGCUCUCAGAUACACCCGAAGGGGCUCAAGAGGGAAUGGGCUCCCCAGUCCCACUCAUAGCGCUCACUGCAGCCUGUACAGAACCAGGACACUGCAAAAACUGACCUCAGAAAAGAAGGCCAAGAAGAUUCGUUUCUAUCGCAAUGGGGACCGCUACUUCAAAGGGAUUGUGUAUGCCAUUUCUCAGGACAGAUUUGGGUCUAUAGAAGCACUGCUGGCUGACCUCACUCGAUCUCUGUCAGAUAAUGUCAACUUGCCACAAGGGGUGCGGACCAUAUAUACCAUUGAUGGGACAACAAAGAUCACCUGCAUGGACCAGCUGGUGGAAGGGGAGAGCUAUGUUUGUGCAUCCAUAGAGCCCUACAAGAUGCUGGACUACACAAAGAAUGUAAAUCCCAACUGGGCUGUUGGUGGCUGGACUGCUGUGUCCAUCCGUGACCCUUCUUCCCUUGGUAGCGCCAUGGCUGGAUCCCCGGAAACCAGGGAGAGCAAGGACUUUAUCAAGCCCAAACUGGUAACCAUUGUCCGCAGCGGAGUAAAGCCUCGCAAAGCCGUACGGAUCUUGCUCAACAAGAAGACUGCACACUCCUUUGAGCAAGUCAUGACUGACAUCACAGACGCCAUCAAGAUGGACUCUGGACUCGUCAAAAAGCUAUAUACUGUUGACGGCAAGAUGAUCACCUGCCUUCAGGACUUUUUUGGGGAGGAUGAUAUCUUCUUUGCCUGUGGCCCUGAGAAGUUCCGUUAUCAGGAUGACUUCAACUUGGAUGAAAGUGACUGCAAGGUAGUAAAGUCUGCAUCAUAUGGCCGGCUCCCCUCCGUUCAGGGUCUCUCUUCGCCAAGAGGUGGUGGGAUGUCCCGCAGGAGCAAGUCCCCAUCAUCCACUGGUUCAGCUAAUGGCACUGCUGGCAGUCAGCUGUCCACACCUCGAUCUGGGAAGUCUUCGAGCCCCUCUCCGACCAGUCCAGCUAGCCUCCGAAGACGACGGGGAUCUCAACACAGUGGCUCUUCACUCUCUUUAGCGUCUACCAAGGUUUGCAGCUCAAUGGAUGAAGGAGAUGGGCCUGGCAGUGAAGCUGAGACGGUGGAUGAGUACCGCACAGUGCCUCUGCCCAUAACAGAGAGGUACAAAGUGGGGAGGACUUUAGGGGAUGGAAAUUUUGCUGUGGUCCGAGAGUGUGUGGAGAGAUCCACUGGAAGAGAGUACGCUCUGAAGAUCAUCAACAAAGAAAAAUGCAGGGGAAAGGAGCACAUGAUCCAGAGUGAAGUGUCAAUCCUUCGGCAUGUGAAACAUCCCAACAUCGUACUUUUAAUUGAGGAAAUGGACACCUAUAGUGAGCUCUAUCUUGUAAUGGAGUUGGUUAAGGGGGGCGAUCUCUUUGAUGCAAUCACCUCCUCAAGCAAAUACACAGAGCGAGAUGCCAGCUGUAUGCUGUUCAAUCUGGCAAGUGCCAUCAAGUACCUGCACAGCCUCAAUAUUGUCCACAGAGACAUAAAACCAGAAAACCUGUUGGUGUUUGAGCACCAGGAUGGUAGUAAGUCUCUGAAGCUAGGGGAUUUUGGCUUGGCUACUGUCGUCAACGGGCCCCUCUAUACUGUGUGUGGCACACCCACCUAUGUAGCACCAGAGAUUGUCGCGGAGACCGGGUAUGGCCUCGAGGUUGACAUUUGGGCAGCUGGUGUCAUCACUUACAUACUGUUGUGUGGCUUUCCUCCUUUCAGUGGCAGUGGUGAAGAUCAGGAGGCUCACUUUGAACAGCUUUCGAGGGCCCAGCUUGAUUUUCCUGCACCAUACUGGGACAGUGUUUCUGAGACUGCCAAGGAUCUGAUCACUGGGAUGCUGCAGGUAGAGGUGGAUCAGAGAUAUACGGCUGUACAGGUGCUUGAUCACAGCUGGGUCAAUGAUGAUGGUGUGUCAGAGAACAAGCACCAGCUGCCUGUGGCUGGGAAGAUCAAGAAGCACUUCAAUACCGGGCCCAAGCUCAACAGCACCACUGCAGGAGUGUCAGUCAUUACAACCACGCCACUUGAUAAGGAGAAGCAAGUUUUCCAACGGAGACGCCACCCAGAUGUGAAAUUCGCACCCCACCUGCCACACGGUAUCGGUGCCAGCGCCUCUCGCAUUGCCAACCCCGUCUUCUCCGCCGCUGAGUUCACCUCUGAGACUGAGGACUAUUCCCCAAGUUCGGCUGACACAGUUCGUUCACCCACUUCUCAGUUCUAACAGUCUCCCAGAGGCCACAGCCCACAUCUACCCCUCUGGAGGUGGGAAAGGGUGGAGUGCAAAAUGGAAAGACCCAACAUUGGGUUCAGUCUGCUGAACUGGACAUUCACAGGCUGCAUACCAACCUGCACCUAUUUAUGUUUUCCCCAGUCAUAAUACGUUUAUUUUAAUUAUAAAAUGCAUUGAAUCAUAUUAAGGGACAAGUUGAUCUCUAGAUCAAAGAAUACAAUUUAAGAGCAUGCAACUAUUCUUUUGUUUUCCCUUUUUUUUAUUUCUUCAAAAAGGUCACAAAACUGUAAACGCCUUAUUUAUUCACCAAACACUGGUUCAUUGUAGUACCAUAGAGCCCUCUACUGGUUAAUAUUGUAUACUGCAGGAAAGACGGCCUGCUUCAUGAAGCACUUAGCUUUUUAAUGGAACAUGUAAAUAAAAACCAUUCAAACCUUAGCUUUUAAACAUUAAAUUAAAUGAUUUUGUGAUAUGAUGGUAAAUUUAACUUAUUAUUGUGGUUUAAACACCAAUGCUUGUUUAACAAUUACUCUCAAUACAACAGUAAGAGUCCCUUCCUGCUGUACUUUAUGACUUUUAGAUUUCUCUGUGCCGAGGUACUUAAGGUUCUGGUGCAUAAACCUUACGUACUGUUUAACAGGACUUAAGAAACUGAAAUGAGAUGCUGCUAUAUUGUACUGUAAGCAUUAUCGGUACUGAAAUGUUUUUUUUUUUUUGUGUAGGGCAAAUAUUGUCCUGCCACCCAGUACCAUUACUUUUUUGAGGGUGGUAAUAUUUGACUAUUGAUAGUCCAGCUCACCUGGGUGCUUGAGGAUGAUUAUUGAAACAGUAGAUUUGUUACAUGUCUGUUUGAGUGGUUGUAAUUCAGUGGUGGUACAGAUGAAUGUCAGUGCUGUGUAGUUGGUAGUAAGUGCAUGUUUAAAGCCUGGCCUUGGCUUAUAUGGAUUUAAGUACAAUUGGGUGUAGUGCCCAAUGAGCACAGUAUCAAAUUUGUCCUUUGAAAUGCUGGAAUGAGUGACAAUGGAUCUAUUGCUGGUAUUAUUGGCAGCCAACUGACACACUUCUCUAUCAGAUGGGAGCUAUUGGCUCUUGUACAACGUGGAUUUUUUUUUUAAGAAACAAGUUAAAUGUUGUUAAACACAACAGUGCUUCCAGUAAAAUCCAUUAUUUUAAUAUUUGUUCAUUCAGUCAGUACUAAGCAGUCUUGCUCACCGGACUGUGUUCUCUCACCACUUCAUACAUUGGUUCACCAGAGACCAAAUGUGUUUGUGUGAAUGUCCUGCUCCCUUCAUCAGACUGUAACUUGCAUGUGUGCUAAUAUGCAUCCUAAAUCAGUUGUAUGGGUGUUCUGUUUGCUAUACGCCUGUCAGAUAUCAAGUCAUUUCUGUUGUCUUUGUACAUGCUGUCUUGGUGAAUGCAGUUCAGUUAAGGCAGACUAUAGUCAUACCACAGCUAAGUUAAAACCUGUAUAUGUAUUUUAAUAGAAAAGUAAUAUCACACCACUAACUUUGUUGUAAAAGGGCUUUUAAGUUUUCGACUAGAAGGGAUUGAACCAAAAAGUACAGGGUGACUUUUUGGGAAUGUUUUGCUUUCAAGACUGUUUUUCAUAAUCUGAAAAACAUUUAAAGUUUAUAUACAUUAUGACAAAAUGGUACUCUAAGACAACUGGGAAUGUCAGUAUUAGGUGGAAGCGGAUGAAGAAUGUGAAUGCUGUAUUAUAGUCAUCCAUAUUCCAUUACUGUAAGGAUGUUAACUAUUUAAAUGAUUAGAAAAAAACAUUAAAUCUUUUAACUAAUGAAAAAAAAUUGUAGUUAAACAUAAUUCUAACAAUGUAGCUAUCUGCGAUGAAACCAAACCUGGGAAUAAAAAGGAUUUAAUUAA